This is a messenger RNA of Meloidogyne enterolobii, 559 nucleotides long. The record is from the annotation of a GenBank genome assembly. NCBI's taxonomy places the organism in Eukaryota, Metazoa, Nematoda, Chromadorea, Rhabditida, Meloidogynidae.
UAUGGGGUCGACCCCUUGUUUUUUGGAAAAAAUUUUAUUUAUAAAAAAUUUGAAGGAUUUAUUAAUUAAUGUUCAUACUACACAACCUGAAGAAUCUGAAUUGGUAAAUAUCUCAGAAGAUGAGAAAGAAAGGGAGACUGAAUCCUUGACUAAAUCCGAUGGAAACUUUGAAGACUUUAGUAAAUUGGAGGAGGCAUUUGAAGUGCAAGUGAAAAUAGCGGAACCUUCUGCCAACAUUAACUCUCCGCCUUGCUCUAAUAAUCUGGCGACCUUGGCAAUACAAAAUCGCCAGGAAAAUGCAAGAUCGCCAGGCUCUGAUAACUCAGAGUUUUUUAAAAACUCUGGAAGUGGAUGUGAUUCUAAAAAUAGUCCAAUUUUGGUUAAUUCCGAGAAAUUAAGUCACGAUAAUUGUAUGCAAAUUAAAGAUUGCCAGGAGCUUACAAAUUUUAACAAAGAGGCGACUAAUUUUAAUUCCUCAUCCGGUUCUUCUCAGCCAGCUAGUUCUUUUUACCUUCAAAAUGUAAACAUAUUUUUAAUAAAUAAUAUUUCUCAAAAUUAA